Spea bombifrons (plains spadefoot toad) is the source of this 3074-nucleotide messenger RNA. It is a transcript of the gene EVC, whose product is annotated as EvC ciliary complex subunit 1. Lineage: Eukaryota; Metazoa; Chordata; Amphibia; Anura; Pelobatidae. Gene Ontology annotation, biological process: smoothened signaling pathway. The record is from RefSeq and is a predicted model, not a curated record. Bases 262 to 3066 code for a protein of 934 amino acids. The transcript is spliced from 20 exons.
UGGUGACUUCCCCCGGUAACCCGACCCUUCCCCUCCCAGCCUGGUCUGUGCAUCAUGGGAUAUGUAGUGAUCGCUGGGCGCAGAACUUCCAUCGGAACUUUACUGUUGCUGCAGACGUUCUAUUGUCACCCGGCGGAUACAAUGUAUCCCCCCGGGGCAAUCAGGCUAAAUGCCGCCUGCGCCCGGCCAGCGGAGCACACUGAGGACUAAUACCCGGCCCAGCAGACUCUUUGCCCUCCUGCCUGUUUGCCCCCCCCGGUCAUGGGCAGCCCUGGGUGCCAGUCUGAUAUCGUGCUGCAGUACCCCGUGGAGUCUCUCCAGUUACACCCGGGGCUGCUGGCCACUGCCGUGAUCGUGGGCAUCGUGAUCGGGAUCCUAGCCGCGGGUCUAAUCAGUGUCUAUGCGCUGCUGCCUCUGCUCUCCAGAAAGGUAAAGGUCGCUGAGCAAUGUAGCGAGAAAAGCCACUCUGACUCAAGUGAUCAAGACUGUGAAGGUCAUUCAAGACCCAGAAGGAAGGUUUACUCCAAAGCAUCUAAGCCUACAAGAUUGGAACAAGAAGGUAAUCCGCUGUCAGACAAUGGAGUCGCUGCAUUUGCAUUAAAGGCCAAAGUUAUUUAUCCAAUAAAUCAAAAGUUUAGGCCUCUGGCAGAUGGAGCUUCCAACCCUUCAUUGCACGAGAACUUCAAGCAGGCUCACUUGCCUAAUCAGAUGUUUGAAGGCUCAGCCUGCAGCAGUAUUGAGUCGCUAAACCAUGGCGAGAAGGAUGACAGUAGCUCUUCAACAACAAUACAUUCUGUGACAAGUGAGGACAGAUUCUAUGAGCGGACUUUUCCACGGGUGACCAGUUUUCCAGACAUAUUAACAUGUAGUAGCUGUGAUGUUAAACUGUGUCUAUACUCCCUGUGUUUGCAAAGUCUGCCCCUUCUCGAGGCAGAACUAAGGCAAGAGCAACAUACGAUGUUUGGUCAGAUCCUCAGAAUGAACCUUAGUGACCUACUGCUGAAAAAGAAGAUCGAUGGGGAAAUGUACAGAAACAUACUGGCCACGCAAGAGGCAGAAUUGAAAGAACUUGAUGAACGAUAUCGAUCAAGAGUGACCUCUUCCAAACUGACCAGAGGCCAAAGCUCUGAGUUCCAAACAAUGGAGGACGUUGAGAGAAGGGAAAGAGAGUACUCGGACAUCCUCAUCCACAGUAUUGAAGGCUUUUGGAAGCAAAUCGAGAAUGUAAGCCAAUUCCUUGUGGACCAAGCGAAGUGCACAUACGAUGAAGCUGGAAAAAUAAUGUCGAGUCUGAUCUCAAAGAUGUCAACUGUUAACAAAAUUCUGUGUGAAUCACAAGAGAUACAUGCAAUGGAACUUCAGGAAAAAAUGAUCAGUUGGGAAUAUAUGGCAAAGGUAGUGGAGUCUUUGAAGUUCCAGAUACAGAAAGAGAGUGAGUGCCGACUAAAUGCUGUCUCAAAGACCCUGGAGCAUUUAAAUAUGAUGAAGAAAGUUUCAGUGAAACAGAAAGAAAAGCAUCUUGCCGAGCUAUCUGAAGCCUUCCUAGGAGAAGUGGCUAAGUUUAACGGUGAUUGCUUGAAGCAAACCAAAUCCCUGGUGACAAAACUCUUGGAACUCCGGGCUAAACUCCUAGAGAUCCUCCGAAAAUCCCAGAAAGAAGAGCGGCUAAUGUUCCUUAGCAAAGCUCAGGAAUCAGCAGACACAGAUAGCUUUAUAAAGGAGUACCAUAAGCUUCUGGAGAAACAACACGAGCUCCUCUGUGACCUGGAAGAUGAAGAAGACAGCAAGGCCAUUGAUGCCGUUGCUGAUCUCUGCAAGGAUUUAUAUACCGGAGCCUCGCAGACGUUUGAAAAAUUGGUGAAAGCCCUGUUUCUUCAGACACUCCCUGAGAUUACCAACCUAAAUUUAAGAGAGUGCGAGAAUCUCAAGCAGGAACUGAGAGAUAACUUGUCAGUUGAGCUGGAAAAAGCUGAAAAUGAAAGAAAAACUAAAAUAAAGCUAUUUCAAGAAAUAUUGGUGCAAGAAAAACAGCUUUGGGCAAAGGAGCAGGCCUUGUCAUCUGCACUAAGUAGCAACAUGUCUGAGAAGCAGCAGAAGAUAAUCCAAAGAGUCCUAAUCCGAUUAAGUGGCCUCAGUGAGGAAACUAAGAAAAAUGCUGUAGAAAGGCAUAAUUUUUUUAUGAAAUGCGUCCUGCGCCCACUGGGCCUUCGGAGUAUGGCUAUGGCUGCCCUGACUGAGAUGAAGAUAUCCUGGAAGAAAGCUCUUCUUCAUGAACUAAAAGAAAAACAUGCCCUGGAAAAGUCUAAAUGGCCUUGUCAGGAUGAAGAACAGUGGCAAAUCCUGAACGACAUGGAAACUCGUAUUUUAGAAGAAGGAAGAAAGUUAGAGGAAGAAACUGUGGAAGCACGGAGGGACUUCCAUCAGCAGCUCCUUGCAGACCUCAUGGAGAUGACACACACCAUCAGACAGCACAUGGAACGGACCGUUGGACAGGCCCUGAUCCAGUCUGCACACCAAGAGACCGCAAAGAGCAUGACAGACGAUAACACUGAGUUUAAGGAGCGUUUGGUAGAAGCCGCUGUUGAGAGUGUGUAUGUGACAAACAGCGGUGUCAACAAAUUAGUUCUAAACUACAAUCAAAACAUAGAAAAGCUCUUAAUGGACCACGACGAGGCCAAACAAAGGCAACUGGAGUCAGUACGAGAUAACGUUGAGGUCGCCAGGCACAGAUCCAAGCAAGAAUUGUCAACUAUUGGAAUUAAAGAAAAGCAUUUUGAACAAGCGCCAAAUUCUGGUCUUCAUAAGAGGCUCCUUUCACAGCAAAGGCAGUUGCUUCAGAAGUUUGACAUGUACCAUGGAAUACGUCUGGAUUCACUCAAACACAAGAAAUCCGUUCUGCGUCGUCUUGAAGAACAGCUUGAAAAUAGAUUGAAGGAUGCUGAAGACGCGUUCAUCGCUGAGUUGGCUGCCAUGGCUAGAAUCCGACUCACAGAUGGCAAUAAUGUCAUGAAUAAAUCUGCACAUUCAGAAUCAAGCAAAAUGUUGUCCACAAAGAAGUUGAGUUAAGGAUUCGA